AUGGAUCAUCAGAUCAACAGCAAAAGGAAAUUGCCUGCUUCUUCUUCUUCUUUGACUUUGGAGCUUUUCGGUCCAAUUCCAAUUCCAAAAGAAACUUCAUCUUCUUCUCAACUCUUUGGCUCUGUUUUUGGCCCACCUCAACCUCAUCAUCAUCAUCACUACCCUCCAACUCAUGGGGUCGGAAACAACAACAACAACAACCACGGUUGUUAUAAAGGGAAUGGCAAUAAUAAUAAUAGUAGCAGCAGCGGGGGAAGAGAAUUCAUUAAUAAUAAUAAUAAUAAAAAGUACAGCUACUACAACGAGAAUGAUCAUCGGAGGACGGUGGUGGAACCAAGCUAUCUCAGCUCCUCAAUCUACUAUGGUGGCCAGGAGUCGACGUUCAUGAAGAGAAAUGAUGGAGGAGGAGGAGGAGGAGGAGAUCAUGAAGAUCCCAAUGGAGUCUCUAGGGGCAACUGGUGGCAGGGAUCACUAUAUUACUGA
Messenger RNA from Impatiens glandulifera, 483 nucleotides. RefSeq lists its product as uncharacterized. Lineage: Eukaryota; Viridiplantae; Streptophyta; Magnoliopsida; Ericales; Balsaminaceae. The record is from RefSeq and is a predicted model, not a curated record. The coding region runs from base 1 to 483 and encodes 160 amino acids. The transcript has 4 exons.